UAGUUUUGAUAUUUUUGGUCCAAAAUAUAAUUUAAAUUUGAAAAAUGGAGGCGGAGGACACAUAUAAACAAGCAGCUUAUAGAAGCAUCCAAAGGAUCACUCGUGACCAGCAAUAUUUUGACGUAGAUUAUUUGGACACUCAAGAUCUUGUGAGAAAAACUCCUGAACUUCAGCAAUGCAUCCAAGACCAAAACCAAAAUGAUGAUGAGUCACCUUUUCAUGUUGAGGAUUUAUCUGAGGGAUGAGAUGCUUUAGAUCUCUCUCAAAGCUUCUAUCAAGCAGAGAAGGCUAAUUUUACUCAGUCCAAACAGGAGAAAGACUACUUUUCUCCCAAAAACUACAGCCAAAUUCUUUCACAAUGAACGGAAAUUACCACCAACAAGGAAAUUAAAGCCACAGGAAAGAAAGAUAUGACUCAUAAAGAUCGGAUUCAGCCAAAUAAUAAUCAAUCCCAAGUGACUAAUCUGUACUCGACUAUGCCAGCACCUUGAUCUCAAAGAUGGAAUAAGACUGGUUUCAGAGAUAUGCUUCAAAAACAGCAAGAUACUUUAAGAGCUAUGGCUGAGGAUUUUCAGAAUUCUACAAAGAGAAUAAGCCGGAACGGCAAGGCGAUAUCCAAUUACUCAACUGAAAAGAGCGAGCCUUCUGCUCUCUCAACAACCAAAAUGCAAAGGGCUAGUUCAGCCCGGAACCAGCGGAGCCAGGCCAAGAUAAGCGGUACUGUGCCAGACAGCUCCUCUAGAGGACGGAACUCUAGAAGUGGACUCAAGCCUGAGCUCUCCCAAACGUCUGUCAUCUCUUCGCUGACUGAGCAGAAGUGGAACACUUCUAUACUGAACUCGAACAGGAGUUCAGUACAGAGCUAUCUAGACUUCAGGCAUCAGCAGAGUAAGGAACGACUUGAGAAUAUCAAGGCUGAGAGGUUGAAGACCCAGCUCUCUGAAUGUAAAGGUAAACCUGUAAUUAACAAGAAAUCCCUAAAAAUUGCUAAGAAAUUGAACAAGAACACCUUCGAGCGACUUUAUCGUUCUGGAAGAAAAAUCAAUGGAAGCAAUAGGAAUAGUUCAAUGGGAGCAGAUGCCAGGCAAUUUUCUAACCUUCAUCAGACUUUUCGCCCUAAUAUUAACAAAAAGAGCCAGUCAAUGUCUCGAUCAGUCAAGGAUCUUUACACUUGGAAUGAUCAAAAAAAUGGAAAUUUGGAGCAGAAAAGGGCCAAACUAAAAGCUGCUCGAAUCAAAAUUUGUCCAGGAAGUGUGGCUAUUCUGAAAAAUAUUAACUUUUGUUCAGCUGACUCAGGGUAUCAUAAAUGAAAGCCUCCUUCUCUUAAUGCAGAUAUGGUCAAAGAUGAGGUAAUAUUGCCAACAGAGAAGAGCAAAAAUGAGCUGAAAGCCUUAAAGGUCAACAGACUCAAGAUUAAACCUCCGAAAUCUUCGAUCAAGCAGAAGAAAAUUUACACCAAAUCCUCGAUCAAGACGGUUGGGAGAGUCAGCCAGAGUAUUAGAAGCCACAUCCUUGAAAGUUCUGAAGUCAAGUCUACUAGCUAUCGAGGAACUAGGAGCUCACAUCACCAGUGUUUAACAGACCAGAGUAGAGAAGUAACAUAUGAAAGGCUACACAAGUUCUAUGGCACUAAGCUCAUAUCAAAUAGAGCUAACCCUUCAGAGGAAUCUACAGGGUCUCUGGCCUUUCAGAAGAACAGUCAGGGUAUGUUGCGGAAGCUAAGUGUGGCAAUGAACCAGAACCACAUCGAUAGCUCCUUGAUUACGAGUCCUUUCUACAGUAACCCACAUGAUACUCAAGAGCACAUUGAGAGAUCUUCAGAUGAAGAAAGCGGGUAUACAAAUGAGAUCGAGGAUAUAGCCAAUCUGAGUUUGUCCGAAAACCAUGUAGAGGAAACCCCCAUUGACGACACGUUUCACAGAGCUAUUGAAACCAGCUCCAUCACUGAGGAAGACCUCUACGUGCUGUCAAAUGAGACAUCAAAAGAUGAGAAAUGUAGAGAAAGAGCCAUAGAAAAAUCUCAGGAGCCAUCUCCGAGACCCUUGGUUGAUCUUGAUCUGAACCAAGCUGAUGGUAUCUCUCAAGCUCAGAUUCAACUGAGAAAUCCGAGAAGAUAUCGAAAAUAUGAUUAUAAGGUUAAUAAGAUGACGUUCAGGCCGAUUAAAAGUGACAUUAAUGAUUCAAAAGCAUCUGAUGACAAUAGCACUCAUACUCAGUGACAUCAGGCCAGAGAUCUCCAAGAAGAGGAGGGCGGCUACCUAGGCUCAGUCACUAAUUUAUGAGGCAUCUCUGGGGAUAGUGCCAAAAAUGCUGAAAACAGAGUAGAUCAAUCAGAGUGAGAAAAGUCUUCUCGGAAGUCACCUGAAGCUUACUCAGAGUAUGAGGAAUAUCACCGAAAUUCUUCAAUUUCUCAAGGUUAUGUAGAGGUUCCGAAUUCGUCCAUCACUCAGUCACAGAGAGAGGACCUCAUCAAGCGAAUAAUGUACUUGAAGAUGCAAAAACAGCACGAGGAUUCCAUUUCAUAACUGACUUUAGUCCAAUUGUUGAUUCGAAAA
Molecule: messenger RNA, 2555 nt
Organism: Moneuplotes crassus
Lineage: Eukaryota; Ciliophora; Spirotrichea; Euplotida; Euplotidae
Source: the annotation of a GenBank genome assembly